Messenger RNA from Capsicum annuum, 345 nucleotides. Its product is annotated as adenylylsulfatase HINT1-like. Lineage: Eukaryota; Viridiplantae; Streptophyta; Magnoliopsida; Solanales; Solanaceae. The record is from RefSeq and is a predicted model, not a curated record. The transcript has a single exon. The coding region runs from base 1 to 345 and encodes 114 amino acids. Gene Ontology annotation, molecular function: adenylylsulfatase activity. Gene Ontology annotation, cellular component: cytoplasm. Gene Ontology annotation, biological process: sulfur compound metabolic process; purine ribonucleotide metabolic process.
AUGGCUUCUGAGAAAAAAGCUGGUCUUCUUGUUGUUCCUUCUGAUGCUCCAACCAUAUUUGACAAGAUCAUUAAGAAAGAAAUCCCAGCAGACAUUGUAUGCGAGGAUGACAAGGUUUUAGCUUUCAGAGACAUAAAUUUCCAAGCUCAUGUGUACAUUUUGCUGAUUCCCAAGGUCAAGGAUGGCUUAACUAGACUUUCUAAGGCUGAAGAAAAGCACCACGACAUUCUUGGUGAACUUCUUUACACAACAAAGCUUGUAACCAAACAGGAAGGUCUUCUUGAGAAUGGAUUCAGACUCGUGAUCAACGAUGGAAGAAGAAGCAUUAAGGAUAAUGCUAAAUAA